This is a messenger RNA of Acanthosepion pharaonis, 1929 nucleotides long. The record is from the annotation of a GenBank genome assembly. NCBI's taxonomy places the organism in Eukaryota, Metazoa, Mollusca, Cephalopoda, Sepiida, Sepiidae.
UUGCCUUCCUCUUACUUACCUGCCUUCUUUUUCCUCUUUAUUAUCCCCAUUUUGCCUCUCUCUAAUGUACCUUACCGCCUUCUUACCUUCCUCAUUAUUCCCAUAUUUGCCUUCCUCUCUCUUGCGUCUUCUUCCUUUCCUCUUUCUUAUCCCCCAUUUGCCUCUCUCUCGCUUACCCUUCUUACCUUCCUCAUUAUUCCCAUAUUUUCCUUCCUCUUACCCUUCUUCCUUUUUCCUCUUUAUUAUCCCCAUAUUUGCCUCUCUCUCACUUACCGCCUUCUUACCUUCCUCAUUAUUCCCUUAUUUGCCUUCUCUUACCACCGCCUUCUUCCUUUUCCUCUUUAUUAUCCCCAUAUUUGGCCUCUCUCCCUUACCGCCUUCUUACCUUCCAUAUUUGCCUUCCAUAUUUGCCUUCCUUUUCCUCUUUACUUACCCUCUCUUUCCUUUCCUCCUCAUUAUCCCCAUAUUUGCCUUCUCUCUUUUCACCUUCUUCCCUUUUACCUUCCUCAUUAUUCCCACCUUCCUCCCAUUUUCCAUAUUUCCUCUUGCCUACCUUCUUCCUUUCCUCUUUAUUAUCCCCAUAUUUGCCUCUCUCUACUUACCUUCUUACCUUCCUUUAUUCCCAUAUAUGCCUUCCUCUUACCAACCUUCUUCCUUUCCUCUUUUUAUCCCCCCCAUAUUUGCCUCUCUAAGCUUACCUUCUUCCCUUAUUCCAUAUUUGCCUUCCUCUUACUUACCAUAACUCUUCCUUUCCUCUUUAUUAUCCCCAUAUUUGCCUCUCUCUCUUUUUCGCCUUCUUCGCCUUCCUCAUUAUUAUUCUAUAUUUGCCUUCCUCUACUUACUAACUCUUCCUUUCCUCUUUAUUAUCAUAUUAUUUAUCUCAAACACCGCCUUUUUCGCCUUCCUCAUUAUUCCAUAUUUGCCUUCCUCUUACUUACAUAUUCUUCCUUUCCUCUUUAUUAUGACAUAUUUGCCUCUCUCCUUACCUUCUUACCUUCCUCAUUAUUCCCAUAUUUGCCUUUCUUCUUCUUACCUUCUUCCUUACUCUCUUUAUUAUCCCCCAUAUUGUUGCCUCUCUCGCUUUCCGCCUUCUUUCCUUCCUCAUUAUUCCCAUAUUUUCCUUCCUCUUACUUACACUUCUUCCUUUCCUCUUUAUUAUCCCCCCAUAUUCAUUAUUCCCCUCUCUCUCUUACCUUUCCUUUCCCACUUCUUACCUUCCUCAUUAUUCCCAUAUUUGCCUUCCAUCUUACUUACUAUCCUUCUUCCUUUCCUCUUUAUUAUCCCCAUAUUUGCCUCUCUCUGCACCUUUACCUUCCUCAUUAUUCCCAUAUUUGCCUUCUUUUUUACCGCCUUCUUCCUUUUCCUCUUUAUUAUCCCCAUAUUUGCCUCUCUCCUUUACCCUUCUUCCUUCCUCAUUAUUCCCACAUUUUGCCUUCCUCUUACUUGGCCUUCUUCCUUUCCUCUUUAUUAUCCCCAUAUUUGCCUCUCUCUCCUUACCACCUUCUUACCUUCCUCAUUAUUCCCAUUUGCCUUCCUCUGCCGCCUUCUUCCUUUCUCUUUAUUAUCCCCCAUUUAUUUCCCCUCUCUAGCUUACGCCUUCUUACCUUCCUCAUUAUUCCCCAUAUUUUUCUUCUUACUUCCUUCUUACUUUCCUCUUUAUUAUCCCCAUAUUUGCCUCUCUCUUAUUACCCCUUCUUACCUUCCUCAUUAUUCCCAUAUUUUACCUUCCCUUCCUCUUCUUCCUUUCCUCUUUUUAUCCCCUAUGUUGCCUCUUUCUUGCUUGCCUUUUUACCUUCCUCAUUAUUCCUAUUUGCCUUCCUUCUUACUUAUCCGCCUUCUUCCUUUUCCUCUUUACCUUUAACCCCAUAUUUGCCUUCUUCUUCGCUACCGCCUUCUUACCUUCCUCAUUAUUCCCAUUUGCCUUCCUAA